Molecule: messenger RNA, 1670 nt
Organism: Coregonus sp. 'balchen'
Lineage: Eukaryota; Metazoa; Chordata; Actinopteri; Salmoniformes; Salmonidae
Source: the annotation of a GenBank genome assembly
UGCGGGCUAGAGUUCCUGCUGGUUCUCUGUGGUCUGGAGCUAUCCUGGUCCUGCCCACACCACUGUAUCUGCUACACCGCGCCCAGUACUGUCAGCUGCCAGGCACACAACUUCCUGUCCAUCCCCGAAGGCAUUCCCCCGCACAGCGAGCGCAUCUUCCUGCAGAACAACAAGAUCCACCGGCUGCUACAGGGCCACUUCAGCCCCACCACGGUCACACUGUGGAUCUACUCCAACAACAUCACCUACAUCGAGCCCUCCACCUUCCACGGCUUCGCACAGCUGGAGGAGUUGGACCUGGGGGACAACCGUCACCUGCGCUCCCUGGCUGCAGACACCUUCCAUGGGCUGGGCCGGCUCCAUGCUCUGCACCUGUACCGCUGUGGGCUCAGUGCGCUGCCCAGUAACAUCUUCCAGGGGCUACGCAACCUGCAGUAUCUCUACCUACAGGUACACUGGCCACUUGGGCUCUAAGCACUCUGAGUCAAACGAAACAAUGCUGCAUUUUAUAUUAGAAUUUAAAAAUAUAUAUAUAUAUACCCAGGGCUGUUAAGCUGUAGUUUCUCUGUCUUACUUUAUAGUAGCCACAUACCUUAUAACCAAACAACAUUUUGGGAGGUACAGUGUUACAGAGUGCUGUAGGUGUAUAACCUCUCCAUUUUGCUGUGUUUGGCUGUUCUCAGGAUAAUCACCUGGAGUUCCUGCAGGAUGACAUCUUUGUGGACCUCCACAACCUGAGCCACCUGUUCCUGCAUGGGAACCGUCUGUGGUCGCUGCACCAGAACACCUUCCGGGGGCUGGGGGCCCUGGACCGCCUGCUGCUGCACCACAACCAGCUGCAGUGGGUGGACCGCCUGGCCUUCCACGACCUGCGUCGCCUCACCACCCUCUACCUGUUUAACAACUCACUGACUGAGCUGUCUGGAGAGUGCCUGGCACUGCUGCCUGCCCUGGAGUACCUGCGCCUCAACGACAACCCCUGGGAGUGUGACUGCAAGGCCCUGUCACUGUGGGACUGGCUCAAACGCUUCCGAGGUUCUACUUCGUCCGUAGGCUGUCAGGCCCCGGCUGAGCUGGCUGGGAAGGACCUCAAGCAGCUCCACAAGGAGGACUUCCCCAACUGCUCUGGCUCUGAGUCCCUGCACCAGAGCAAGACCUGGGCCGGGACUGAUAAGGUGUCUCUGAAGAAGGAGCCACACCCGGUGCCACCGCCUCACUCCCACCCCCACCGCCCUCACCACAACGAGGCACCACACUACCCCUCACCGCCCUCGCCUCUGCCCCAUCCGCCCCCGUCCAUAAGCGGGGAGUCCCUGGGAUCAGAGGGACAUCCUGGGGUGGCGCCCCCUCAGAGGCCAGGCCGUGCUCGGAACUGUACCCGCCAGCGUGUCAGGGGAGGCAAGGGGAAGGGGCAGAACGAGGUGCAUACCUUAAAGGAGAUGGCCGAUAAGGAAUAUUCCUCACCUGAUUUUGAAGGGGGCAAAUAUGACCACACGUCUCCGGAUGCUACCGUCACGCGGAGGAAGAAUAAGUGCCCUCCCCGGACCACUGUUCGCCCACCUAGUGGGGUGCAACAAGCCACCAAUAGGGCCAUGUUCUCCCAGCCCUUAGUACAUCUCAACGCCAUACUGGGAGCUUUGUUGCCCAUGACCAUUGCCCAUAUUCUCCGC